Dioscorea cayenensis subsp. rotundata (Guinea yam) is the source of this 1273-nucleotide messenger RNA. RefSeq names its product transcription factor RAX2-like. The transcript has 3 exons. The coding region runs from base 175 to 1080 and encodes 301 amino acids. NCBI's taxonomy places the organism in Eukaryota, Viridiplantae, Streptophyta, Magnoliopsida, Dioscoreales, Dioscoreaceae. The record is from RefSeq and is a predicted model, not a curated record.
GCCAGGGCCAGCUUUGGUUUGGGACUUAAUGAAAACCAGAGACAGCCUAUCCUUUGACUUCACCACCACAUUCAUCUUUAUUUAUAAGACUCUUCAUCUAUAUAUAUGUACACAUCUAUAACUCUUCUCUUCCUUUCUAUUUCUUGUUUGAAGUGAGAGAUAUAAAGAGAGAUAAUGGGGAGAGCUCCAUGUUGUGAUAAGGCAAAUGUGAAGAAAGGGCCAUGGUCUCCAGAGGAGGAUAGCAAGCUCAAAGAGUUCAUUGAGAAGUAUGGCACUGGAGGAAACUGGAUUGCUCUUCCUCAUAAAGCUGGGUUGAAAAGGUGUGGGAAAAGUUGCAGGUUGAGAUGGCUGAAUUAUCUCAGGCCAAACAUAAAGCAUGGGGAGUUCUCUCCAGAUGAAGAUAGGAUCAUUUGCACUCUCUUUGCCAACAUUGGAAGCAGGUGGUCUAUUAUUGCUGCACAGUUACCUGGAAGGACAGAUAAUGAUAUCAAGAAUUACUGGAACACAAAACUGAAGAAAAAGCUCCUGGGAUUCACACCAUCAAAGAGAAAACAACUGCAGUUACAGCAGCAACACCAACAGCAACACCAACAGCAGCAAAUUUAUCAACCCUGCUUUGAGAUAAGCACAAGUACAAUCUCAUCAACUUAUGGUGGAAAAGAAGCAGCACAGCAAGUAUUGAGCUUGGAUCAUGCAGUACAAGAGCAGUACCAAAUGAAAAGCAGUACUGGGAGUAGUAUUCUCAUGUUUGGAGGUGAAACAAGUUGCAGUUCAUCAGAUGGAAGUUGCACUCAGAUCAGUUAUGAUUACAACAGUAUGGGUAAUAACAUUAAUGGAGGUGAACCAAUUGGGUUUGAACAACAGUGUUUUUAUGAUGAGAAAAUGAUGGUUGGAAUAGUUGGAGGAGGAGGAGGAGGGGGGCCAAUGGAUUAUGGUUAUGAGGAGAUUAGAGAACUGUUAUUGAAUGGUCAAAAUGGGUGCAAUGACAACAUGUGUUUUGCUACAGCAGCAGGAACAGAAGGAACAAAUAGAGGAACUGGGAACUACAAAAUUCAAGAGAAGGUUAUGUACUACCACUGACUCCUGUGUAAUUUCAUGAGAUUUUAUUUUUAUUUUUGUUAUUAUUAUCAACUUUCUGUUUGUGUGUGUGUUUCUGUGUUGUCUGAGGGAAACAUUGAUUGAUGGUACAUGGUUAAAAGCUUGUCUUGGUUUUUCAAUGUGCAGUAUUGUUGAUGUUUUCCAUUUGUAUGUUUGUCAUAGCUUGUGUUUUAAU